Symbiodinium necroappetens is the source of this 651-nucleotide messenger RNA. Lineage: Eukaryota; Dinophyceae; Suessiales; Symbiodiniaceae. The record is from the annotation of a GenBank genome assembly.
GCUCAGACCCUGGACGCUGCAAACGUAUCUGCAUCCAAAUCACGAGAUUUGGCCGCAGCGGGUGCGAUGCUCACGUUGGCGGCGGGUAUCGGGGCCGAGGCACCGCUCUUCAAAUUGGCGAAAAUGGCCACAGUCACGGAGGACAUGCUAACUACAGCUUCUCUCACGAGCAUGCAGGAGGCCCUCCCUGCAAUGGUUGCCACGUCACUGCUGGUGGCAUCUGCGAUGGGUGCAGCAAAUCAACAGUUGCCCAGCGAGGAGGAGGGUCGCGCAGGCUGGCUGCAAGAGCUGAACGCAACUGCGCAGAAAAUGUGGGAAAGCGGAACUGGGAGCCUCAACACCCAAGCGACCACGCUGCUGCGGGAGGUAGGAAAGCUGUGGGCCGCCUUUGAUGGGCAGCUUAGUGUCGAGGAGGUGGAGGCCGGCUCGGAAGCCAAACUUCCCGACAUUGGCAUUGCUUCUGUCUCUCGAAACGAUCAAGGAUGUCAUAUGCUCCAGGCGGCAGCAGCGGCCGCACCUGUGGCAGACUCCAGCAGAGCUCUCAGCAGAUGCCUGGAAGUAAAGCUGCUGCAAACGCCGGACAUUCUGACGAUGCCUGCGUGGAAGCCCAAUGCCCGAUGGACCACAGGUCUCACGAGCAAGGGCAGCUGA